This is a messenger RNA of Helicoverpa armigera (cotton bollworm), 1377 nucleotides long. Its product is annotated as unconventional myosin-Vb-like. NCBI's taxonomy places the organism in Eukaryota, Metazoa, Arthropoda, Insecta, Lepidoptera, Noctuidae. Gene Ontology annotation, cellular component: cytoplasm; actin cytoskeleton; myosin complex. The transcript has 9 exons. Gene Ontology annotation, molecular function: actin filament binding; ATP binding; microfilament motor activity. Bases 709 to 1008 code for a protein of 99 amino acids. The record is from RefSeq and is a predicted model, not a curated record. Gene Ontology annotation, biological process: actin filament organization; vesicle transport along actin filament.
UUUAUAGAUAAAGUGGAACUUUCAAUUUGUAUUGUUGUCAAAUGUUUUGUCCUACAAUUAGAUUCCAAUAAGAAUUCGCUUCCUUGUAGAAAUCAUGAUAUAUUCCCACAGUGUGAAAUGAAACUCUUUGGUGCUCAAAUAAUUUUAUUAUUGUGAUAAAAACUGAUAACACUGAAAUUAAAAUGUCAAUAACAUUGCAGUGACGUUUCGCAUUCGGAAAAAUCGUAUUUCGAAUCUACCUUACUUUAAUAAAAUGGAACAUUUAAGUUGUGAACCCGUGGUAAAAUAAUGAAAUAACACUAAUCAUUUGUUCAAGUAAUCAAGCAAAAAAUAAAAUAUCAAAAUGACAACGAAGGAGUUGUAUACGAAGGGUGCCCGGAUAUGGGUGGAGCAUCCAGAGAAGGUAUGGGAGAGUGCCACAGUGACUUCCGACUACCGGUCCGGUGUGCUCAUCGUGAAGAUAGACCAGUCCGGAGAGAUCAGACAGAUAAAGAUCAAAGAUGAGGGCAAGAUGCCCCUCUCCGGAAUCCUUCGCUCCUGAUCGGGCAGAAUGACCUGACGUCAUUGUCGUAUCUCCACGAGCCUGCUGUUCUUCAUAACCUUAGAGUUAGAUUCUGCGACCGCAACGCCAUCUACACAUACUGUGGGAUUGUUUUAGUCGCCAUCAAUCCUUACUAUGAUUUGCCUAUAUAUGGUGAUGAAACAAUAAUGGCUUACCGCGGUCAAUCCAUGGGUGAUCUAGACCCGCAUAUAUUCGCCGUGUCAGAGGAGGCAUACACCAAGUUAGAGCGAGAGAGAAGGGAUCAGAGUAUCAUUGUGAGCGGAGAAUCCGGCGCCGGCAAGACAGUAUCAGCUAAGUACGCGAUGCGUUACUUCGCGGCGGUCGGCGGCAACGCCAGCGAGACGCAGGUCGAGAGGAAGGUGCUAGCCUCCAGCCCUAUCAUGGAGGCCAUAGGAAACGCAAAACAACCCGUAACGACAACUCAUCUCGUUUCGGCAAAUUCAUAGAGAUACACUUCGACAACGUAUACCGGAUAUCCGGGGCUAGUAUGCGAACCUAUUUACUGGAGAAGUCCAGGGUGGUCUACCAGAGUGCUGGAGAGAGGAACUAUCAUAUCUUCUAUCAGUUAUGUUCUGCUGCUAGGCAUAUGCCUGAAUUACAACUUGAUCAUCAGGACUCGUUCCACUAUUUGAACCAAGGCGGCAGUCCAAAUAUAGACGGGGUUGAUGAUCUAAGGACUUUAAUGAGACGAGAAGCGCUCUCACCACAUUAGGAGUAACAGAAACCGAGCAGCAAGACAUGUUUAUAAUCCUAUCCACUAUCCUGCACCUGGGUAAUGUGGAGCUCAGUGCUUGUGACCGGACGCUCCCACGGCU